AUGGGCCGGGGAAAGAAAAAAAUCACUGAGAAACUAUCAUUUUCUUGUCCAACAAAAAUUGGGUCUCAAAGCAUCAGUUCUUCAAUCAGCAGUGUAGCCACUGUGUUAUGGUGUGCCGGUUUGUUGCUUGUAGGAUUGUUUCCAACCGCUAUUACUGGAAUCACAGUCAAGGGACAUGAGAGAGAUCGCGAAGCACUGCUUGCCAUAAAGCAUCAGAGGAUCACCAAGUUGGACUUAAGCCAGCAACGGUUGGGAGGUACCUUAUCUCCCUAUGUAGGGAACCUCAGCUUCCUAAGGUUCAUCAACCUUCAGGACAACAAUUUCUAUGGUGUCAUCCCCACUGAAAUUGGUCGACUUUCGGGGCUUGAAAGUUUAAUUUUAAAAAACAAUUCCUUUGGAGGAACAAUUCCAGUCAAUUUGACCCAUUGUUCUAACCUCAUUCAGUUUAUUGCCAGCCGGAACAACCAUGUUGGGAAUAUCCCAGCUGAGCUUGGCAAUUUGUUGAAGCUCGAGAAACUGCACAUUGGUUACAACAAUCAAACAGGACAACUGCCGACUUCUCUUGGGAACGUUUCCACUCUUCAAGAAAUCUUCUUAACUGUGAACAACUUGCAGGGUGGAUUGCUUGAUGCGCCGCUAGGCCUUCUAAAGAGGUUAGUCUUGCUUCAGCUAGAUAUUAACAAUUUCUCUGGCUUGAUUCCUCCUUCAUUUUAUAACAUCUCAUCUCUUGAAGUCUUAACUCUAGGAGGCAAUCAACUCCAUAGAAGCCUCCCACUUAACUCAGAGUCAUUAUCCAAUGCUUCAAAGUUGGAAAGAUCUGAUGUUUCAGUGAAUCAUUUCAGUGGCAAACUUAAAAACCUGCACUUGAUAGCCUUCGAUGGAAAUGCUUUAACUGGGAGAAUCCCUACCUCUGUAGGAAAUCUUUCACUGCUAAACGUGAUUGGUUUAGAAGAUAACCUCUUAGAGGGUAGCAUACCUGCUGGGUUUGAAAAAUGUCAAAAUUUGAUGAUGAUGACAUUAAACUCCAAUAGGCUAACAGGUCCGGUUCCCAAAGAGAUAUGUAACAUAGAAACACUCUUAGUUUACCUAGAUCUGUCCAAUAACCUUCUAACAGGCUCCUUUCCUUUAGAAGUAGGGAACUUGAAAACUUUGGUACAACUAGAUAUAUCAGGAAACAAGUUCUCUGGUCAGAUUCCUCCUACUCUAAGUAGUUGUACAAGCUUGGAGACUCUUUUUUUGGGGAAAAAUCAGUUUUAUAGAAGUAUCCCAGCCUCUUUGAGCUCCUUGAGAAGCAUUGCUGAGCUGGAUCUGUCAAACAACAAUUUGUCUGGUCAAAUUCCAGUGUAUGUUGGGAAAUUAUCCUUCUUGAAAUGCUUGAAUCUCUCUCACAAUCACUUUGAAGGACAAGUGCCAACGAAAGGAGUUUUCAGUAAUGCAACAGCAAUUGCACUAACUGGUAAUGAUAGGCUUUGUGGGGGAAUUGCUGAAUUGCAUCUGCCAAUAUGCCACUUUAACGAGCCCAAGAAACAAAAAGGAACUGUUCCACUCAAACUAAUCUUGAUUGUUUGUGGGGUUCUUGGAAUUCUUUUCCUAUCAUCACUCAUUUUCUGUUGGUUGAGGAACAGAGGAGUAACAAAAGCAGAGCCUUCAUCGGCUUCCGCUUGGGAAAUUCAAUUUUGA
Molecule: messenger RNA, 1680 nt
Organism: Durio zibethinus
Lineage: Eukaryota; Viridiplantae; Streptophyta; Magnoliopsida; Malvales; Malvaceae
Source: RefSeq, a predicted model, not a curated record